ACGUGGGCGGCGCCAAAUUCAAAUCUGCGGCCAUCUUGGCGGGAGGAAUCUGGCGGUCCUGGCGUAAGCGAAUCUCGGCCGAGGUCGCCAUGGCCCCCGGUGGCAAAUCUGAGUUACGGAAUGUGACAAAUUCUCAUUCUAACCAGCCAAGUAAUGAAGGUGAUGCCAUCAAAGUUUUUGUGCGAAUUCGUCCUGCUGAAGAGGGUGCUAGAUCAGCGGAUGGAGAGCAGAGCUUUUGCUUAUCUGUGCUCUCCCAGACCACUCUCCGGCUACACUCUAACCCAGACCCCAAGACCUUUGUAUUUGAUUAUGUUGCAGGGAUGGACACCACUCAGGAGUCUGUAUUCUCAACAGUGGCUAAAAGCAUUGUGGAGUCUUGCAUGAGCGGUUAUAAUGGAACCAUCUUUGCAUAUGGGCAGACUGGUUCUGGGAAGACGUUUACUAUGAUGGGACCAUCAGACUCUGAUAAUUUUUCUCAUAAUCUGAGAGGAGUAAUUCCACGAAGUUUUGAAUAUUUGUUUUCCUUAAUUGAUCGUGAAAAAGAAAAGGCUGGAGCUGGGAAGAGUUUCCUUUGUAAGUGCUCCUUUAUUGAGGUCUACAAUGAGCAGAUAUAUGACCUGCUGGACUCAGCAUCAGUUGGACUGUAUUUAAGGGAGCACAUAAAGAAGGGAGUCUUCGUGGUUGGUGCAGUGGAGCAGGUGGUGACUUCAGCAGCUGAAGCCUAUCAGUUUCCUUUUCCUAAGGUCUUAACUAGAGGCUGGAGGAACAGGCGUGUAGCAUCAACAUCUAUGAACAGAGAAUCUUCUAGGUCUCAUGCAGUCUUUACAAUCACAAUAGAAUCAAUGGAGAAAAGCAGUGAGACUGUGAACAUUCGGACCUCCUUACUCAACCUGGUGGACUUAGCAGGAUCUGAGAGGCAAAAAGAUACCCAUGCAGAAGGGAUGAGGUUGAAGGAGGCAGGUAAUAUAAAUCGAUCACUGAGUUGCCUGGGCCAAGUCAUCACUGCCCUUGUUGAUGUGGGUAAUGGAAAACAGAGGCAUAUCUGCUACAGAGACUCCAAACUUACCUUCUUACUUCGGGACUCCCUUGGUGGCAAUGCCAAAACAGCCAUAAUUGCAAAUGUUCAUCCAGGAUCCAGGUGUUUUGGGGAAACACUGUCAACACUUAAUUUUGCUCAAAGAGCAAAGCUGAUUAAAAACAAGGCUGUGGUAAAUGAAGACACCCAAGGAAAUGUCAGCCAGCUGCAAGCUGAAGUGAAGAGGCUCAAAGAACAACUGUCUCAAUUUACUUCUGGGCAGAUAAUACCAGAAAGCUUAUUGGCCAGAGAUAAAGAGAAGACUAAUUACAUAGAAUAUUUCCUGGAGGCAAUGUUAUUCUUUAAGAAAUCUGAACAGGAAAAGAAGUCUCUAAUAGAAAAAAUUACCCAGCUAGAAGAUCUCACCCUCAAAAAGGAAAAAUUUAUUCAGUCUAAUAAACUGAUUGUGAAGUUCCGGGAGGACCAAAUCAUGCGUCUAGAGAGGCUCCAGAAGGAGGGUCGAGGAAGCUUCCUGCCAGAGGAGCAGGAUCGCCUGCUGUCAGAACUGAGGGAUGAGAUCCAGACGCUUCGAGAACACGUGGAGCACCAUCCCAGACUUGCAAAGUAUGCUAUGGAAAAUCAUUCCCUCAGGGAAGAGAAUAGAAGACUGAAGUUAUUAGCACCUGUGAAAAGAGCCCAUGAAAUCGAUGCCCAGUCUAUUGCAAGACUAGAAAAGGCUUUCUCUGAAGUGUCUAGCACAGAGACAAAUGACAAAGGUCUGCAAGGAUUUUCUCCCAGAGCACUAAAAGAAUCAAGUUUCUUCAUGAACACGGAGAAGUUAAAAGCACAACUCCUGCAAAUUCAGACAGAGCUGAAUAAUUCAAAGCAAGAAUAUGAGGAAUUCAAAGAAUUAACUCGGAAAAAGCAGCUGGAAUUAGAAUCCGAACUUCAGUCUUUGCAGAAAGCAAACCUCAAUCUCGAGAGCCUUUUGGAGGCAACAAGAGUCUGCAGUCGCCAGGAAGUCUCUCAGCUGAGCAAAAUACAUGCUGAAACACUCAAGAUAAUUACCACUCCAACCAAGGCUCAUCAGCUUUGUUCCAGACUAGUACCAAAGUCGAGCCCUGAGAUGGAGAGCCUUGGCUUCCUGCACACACAGAGCUCCAGCAGGUUAGAUAAUGAUAUAUUAAAUGAGCCAGUGCCACCUGAGAUGACUGAACAAGCUUUGGAGGCCAUUUCUGAGGAGCUUCGCACUGUGCAGGAACAACUGAGUGUUCUUCAAGUGAAGCUGGAUGAAGAAGAAAGUAAAAACCUGAAACUUCAACAGAAUGUUGACAAACUCGAACACCAUUCUACACAAAUGCAGGAGCUUUUCUCAUCAGAAAGAAGUAAUUGGACCAAACAACAGCAAGGCUAUCUCACACAGCUGAGUGACCUUGAAAAGCAGCUCCAGGAUGCUCAGACUAAGAAUGAUUUUUUGAAAUGUGAGGUUCAUGACCUGCGAAUUGUUCUUAAUUCUGCUGACAAAGAACUUUCGUUGGUGAAACUGGAGUAUAGCACAUUCAAAGAGAGUCACGAGAAAGAACUAAGCCAGCUUUCUGAAAGACAUGUGCAGGUUCAGCUUCAGCUGGACAGUGCCAGAUUAGAAAAUGAAAAACUUCUUGAGAGCCAAGCCUGUCUACAGGAUUCCUACGAUAACUUACAAGAAGUAAUGAAAUUUGAAAUUGACCAACUUUCAAAAAACCUCCAAAACUACAAACAAGAAAAUGAAACAUUAAAGUCUGAUCUGCAUAAUUUGGUGGAGCUUUUUGAGGCAGAAAAAGAACGAAACAACAAAUUAUCAUUACAAUUUGAAGAGGAUAAAGAAAAUAGCUCUAAAGAAAUCUUAAAGGUUCUUGAGGCUGUACGUCAGGAGAAACAGAAAGAGAUGGCCAAGUGUGAAAAGCAGAUGGCAAAAGUACAGAAACUAGAAGAAAGCUUGCUUGCUACUGAAAAUGUUAUCAGCUCUCUGGAAAAGUCUAGAGAGUCUGACAAGGAACUUGUCACCAACCUCAUGAACCAAAUCCAGGAGUUAAGAACAUCAGCUGGUGAAAAAUCAGAAACCAUAGACACCCUGAAACAAGAACUACAAGACAUAAAUUGCAAAUACAAUGCUGCUGUGGCUGACAAAGAAGAGAGCAAGGAGUUGAUCAGGAGACAGGAAGUGGAUAUCCUGGAACUGAAAGAAACUCUUAGACUGAGAAUCCUCUCAGAGGACAUCGAGAGGGAAAUGCUUUGUGAAGAUCUGGCCCAUGCCAGUGAGCAGCUGAACAUGCUCACAGAGGCUUCACAAAAGCACUCUGGACUACUGCAGUCUGCUCAAGAAGAACUGAACAAGAAGGAGGCACUGAUCCAGGAACUUCAGCACAAGUUAAACCAGGAGAAAGAGGAAGUGGAGCAGAAGAAGAGUGAGUACACCUUGAAGAUGAGGCAACUGGAGCACGUGAUGGGCUCUGCUACUGAGUAUCCACAGAGUCCCAGAACACCACCGCAUUUUCAAGCUCAUUUGGCAAAGCUCUUGGAAACACAAGAACAAGAGAUAGAAGAUGGAAGAGCCUCUAAGACUUCUUUGCAGCACCUUGUAACAAAGCUAAAUGAAGAUAGAGAAGUCAAAAGUGCUGAAAUUCUCAGAAUGAAGGAUCAGUUGUGUGAAAUGGAAAAUCUACGCCUGGAGUCUCAGCAAUUAAGAGAGAAGAACUGGCUCCUGCAGAGUCAGCUGGAUGAUGUGAAAAGGCAGAUGUGUGGUGAUCAGAGUCAUCCAGACUGUCAGCAGCUGAAGAAUGAACAUGAAGAGGAUAUUAUCAAAGAAAGACUUGCUAAAAAUAAACUUAUUGAAGAAAUGCUGAAAGUGAAAAGAAAUCUAGAAGAAGUCCAGAAUGCACUUCACAGUAAGGAGAUGAUCUGCGACAGAAUGAGCGAGGAAAUUGAGCGAACCAGAACUUUGGAGUCUAGAGCAUUUCAGGAAAAGGAACAACUGCGGUCAAAGUUGGAAGAAAUGUAUGAAGAAAGAGAGAGAACUUUCCAGGAAAUGGAAAUGCUGAGAAAGCAACUUGAGUUUCUUGCUGAGGAAAAUGGAAAAUUGGUAGGUCAUCAAAACCUCCAUCAGAAGAUUCAAUACGUAGUACGACUGAAGAAGGAAAACAUUAGGCUUGCUGAGGAGACAGAAAAGUUGCGUGCUGAAAAUGUAUUUUUGAAAGAAAAAAAAAUUAAGGAAUCCUAAGGAUCCCAGCUAUCUUCAUACAUAUCACUUUGUUUAGAUGGAUUCUUUAAAAGUGAGAUUGUAUUUGUUCACAUGGUAGAACUAAACUAAAAGACCUUAAUUAUGAAUCUAAUCCUGAGUAUUCUGAUGGAUAUUCUGCAUGCAAACUCAGCAGACUGUUAAGUGAGUAACAAUGAAUUUCAAGUCACAUGUAAAUUCUGGAAGACACUUAAAAUAAAAGUCUGUAGCUGAGGUCUCUGGUGAAUUCUGGUCAGGUCCUUUUCUUCUUAGAUUUGCCUUUGGUACUCGCUGUGAAUCCAGUGGCUAUUUUGUAUCUAACUUGUUCAUACAGGUUUGUGUGUUUGUUUUGUAACUGUUGUGGCCAUUUUCUACAUGUCCAGUUUUUCAAAUAAAAUCUUUUUUAAAAA
Molecule: messenger RNA, 4678 nt
Organism: Mastomys coucha (southern multimammate mouse)
Lineage: Eukaryota; Metazoa; Chordata; Mammalia; Rodentia; Muridae
Gene: Kif15
Product: kinesin family member 15
Exons: 35
Coding region: 90-4271 (1393 amino acids)
Biological process (GO): microtubule-based movement
Molecular function (GO): ATP binding; microtubule motor activity; microtubule binding
Source: RefSeq, a predicted model, not a curated record